Naegleria fowleri is the source of this 1320-nucleotide messenger RNA. RefSeq lists its product as uncharacterized. The transcript has a single exon. The record is from RefSeq and is a predicted model, not a curated record. Gene Ontology annotation, molecular function: ATP binding; tryptophan-tRNA ligase activity. Gene Ontology annotation, cellular component: mitochondrion. Gene Ontology annotation, biological process: tryptophanyl-tRNA aminoacylation. Bases 1 to 1320 code for a protein of 439 amino acids. Lineage: Eukaryota; Heterolobosea; Eutetramitea; Acrasida; Naegleriidae.
AUGUUCAAGUUCUUCCGACCACAUGUUUCUUUCGCGUGCCAAAAAUUGCAGACAUUGAAAUCGCCACUAUCAUCCUCCUCUCAGAUAUCAUGUAGGGUUACUUCUUUGCCAUCCACAUGUAUCCAUCAAGAACAACAACAACAACAACGAAAAUAUUCUCGGAAUGAGCAGCAUGUUUCUCUCAAUUCAUCCAUUGAUGAAAAUUCUUCUCAUCAUCGGGUUGUGUUCUCGGGAAUUCAACCUACAGGGAAUUUACAUUUAGGAAAUUAUUUGGGAGCUGUAAAAAAUUGGGUUACUCUUUGCAAUGAUGAUUUGAGUACCAAACGUCAAAUUGAGAGUCUUAUUCAUCCAAAAGACAAGGAAAAUCAAAGACCUUCUUCCAUACCUCUCAAUCAAGCCUCUUCCAAUGCGCCAUUGUUUCAUGAAAAAUUCUUUUGCGUUGUGGAUUUACAUGCCAUUACAAUGCCACAGGAUCCAAAGGCUCUCAGAGAAUCGUCUGUAAAUUUAAUUGCCAUGUUGUUGGCAUGUGGAUUGGAUCCGAACAAGUGCUCUCUAUUUUUCCAAUCACAAAUUCCUGCUCACUCACAAUUGUCUUGGAUUCUUGGAUGUUUUAUUACGGAAAAUAGAUUGAAACGAAUGCAUCAUUACAAGGAUAAGAAGACAGAAAAUAGCUCGAUUGGACUUGUGAGUUAUCCUGUAUUGAUGAGUGCUGAUAUUUUGCUGUACAGUUUGAAGGGUAAUGAAUUAUAUAUUCCAGUAGGAGAUGAUCAAAGACAACACUUAGAAUUGGCCCAAGAAGUAGCUCAACAAAUGAAUUUCAAAUUUGAAGGGCUUUUCGAUGUACCAAGAGGAAUUUAUCCACCACACGCAUAUAGAGUGAUGAGUUUGAGAGAUGGAACAAAAAAGAUGAGCAAGAGCGAUACAAGCGACAUGUCACGUAUUAACAUUGUCGACUCGGAUGAUUUAAUUGCUCAAAAAAUUAAGAAAGCUAAAACAGAUGCACUCACAGAACUCACUUAUGAUAAGGAAAAAAGACCAGAGGUUGCGAAUCUUAUUGAUAUUUAUGCUGCUUUGCAAGGAAAAACAGCAGAAGAGGUUGUUCAGAUGUAUUCGUCUAUUACAGAGAAUGUAAAUUCAAAGUUUAAGCAUGACUUGGCAGAGAUUGUCGUGCAAGCGAUCAAGCCAAUCCGAGAGAAUUAUAAUAGAUAUUUGAAUGAUCCUCAAUUCAUUCAGCAAGUGGUUACACGAGGAUCUGAACGAGCAAACGAGGUGACACAGAAAGCCCUUCGUCAAAUUAUGGAUAGGGUUGGAUUCUAUUAA